Molecule: messenger RNA, 1042 nt
Organism: Manihot esculenta (cassava)
Lineage: Eukaryota; Viridiplantae; Streptophyta; Magnoliopsida; Malpighiales; Euphorbiaceae
Product: ethylene-responsive transcription factor ERF017
Exons: 1
Coding region: 113-733 (206 amino acids)
Biological process (GO): regulation of DNA-templated transcription
Molecular function (GO): DNA binding; DNA-binding transcription factor activity
Source: RefSeq, a predicted model, not a curated record
AGCCGCAAAACUUCCAUUCUCAUCAGAACAUCCUCAGCUUAUACAAAAAAGAUUCAAAUCUCAUCACUUACUACUAGAAACAAACAAUAACUGAAGCACUUGUCUGAAAAUUAUGGUGAAACACAUCACCGAGAAGACCGCACAGAGGAGUGAUUCGAAGUUCAAGGGUGUCCGCAAGCGAAAAUGGGGGAAAUGGGUCUCUGAGAUCCGUCUACCAAACAGUAGAGAGAGAAUAUGGUUAGGUUCAUACGAUUCGGCGGAGAAAGCCGCACGUGCUUUUGAUGCGGCACUCUUUUGCUUACGUGGCCGUACUGCUAAAUUCAAUUUUCCAGAUAAUCCACCGGAGAUAGCUGGUGGGCGGUCGCUUUCUCCGCCUGAGAUUCAAGCAGCCGCAGCAAGGUUUGCAAAUUUGGAGCGUCCGAGAAUCCAAUCGGAUAAUUCUUCAACGGAUCAAUCUGUGAUGUCGGAAUUACAAGCGGAGUCCCCGUGUGUUUCGGAAGUGUCAAAUUUGACGACGCACAUAGAUGGCAGUGAACUGAUGCUGGAUAUGAGUUUCUUGGAUUCGCUAGCGAAUCCGGGUUCGGAUAAUUACCCGGCGGAUUACGGGUUAUUCCCGGGUUUUGAUGAUCUGCAUAGUGAUUUUAUUGAACUAUUAACACAGCCUAGCCUUGACUUUGGAGAGGAGAAUUUUGAUGGCAUUUUAACUCAAAAUUCAUUUCUCUGGAAUUUUUAAAGAUACUGAAUUCGCGUCGGGUGGUUUCUGGACAGUUUUAGCUCCCAGAAGUUACUGGCUUUUUUUUUUUUCUUUUUUCCAAUAGAAGUAAAAUGACAAAUUGGGUACUGUUUAUUUUGCUGAUGAAACCAUUUUUUGUAAAGGUGUUCUUAUUUUCUCGGAGAGUGCAGCAAAUGUUUCUUCUUUAAUUCUCUAAGUUUAAACAGGUAACAGUCAGCAACUUAAGUCUGUAAAAUUUGUAAUAAGAGAUUUAUAGGUUAAAUCAAUAUUCAUGGGGAGAAUUAUAAUUUCCUUUUCCCUUUUCUGAUA